Messenger RNA from Oncorhynchus tshawytscha (Chinook salmon), 2716 nucleotides. RefSeq names its product adaptor related protein complex 1 subunit mu 3 (gene ap1m3). Lineage: Eukaryota; Metazoa; Chordata; Actinopteri; Salmoniformes; Salmonidae. Gene Ontology annotation, cellular component: clathrin-coated vesicle; clathrin adaptor complex. The transcript has 12 exons. Gene Ontology annotation, biological process: vesicle-mediated transport; intracellular protein transport. Gene Ontology annotation, molecular function: clathrin-cargo adaptor activity. The coding region runs from base 119 to 1390 and encodes 423 amino acids. The record is from RefSeq and is a predicted model, not a curated record.
AAAGAGCAGUGGCGUGCAUUAGACAACAGCGCGUGAGAUGGGAGAUGCACUGAAUGAAAUGUUGUAAGGGAUAUUCAACGUCAAAUAUUUAUAUUUUUUGUGCUAUUAGUUUAUUAGGAUGUCGGCGUCUGCUAUAUUCAUCCUGGACCUUAAAGGAAAGGUGUUGAUCAGUCGUAACUACAUGGGAAACAUGGACAUGAAUAAGGUCGACCACUUCAUGCCCAUUAUGAUGAGGAUGGAGGAGGACGCAGACUCAUCGCCCCUGGUGACACACGGCUCCGCCCACUUCCUGUGGAUCAAACACAGAAACCUCUACUUGGUGGCAAUGACCAAGAAGAAUGCCAAUGCAGCCCUGGUCUACUCCUUCCUCUACAAAAUGGUGGAGGUGUUUAAGGAGUACUUUAAGGAGCUGGAGGAGGAGAGUAUCCGUGACAACUUUGUGACGGUGUAUGAGCUGAUGGACGAGGUCAUGGACUUUGGCUUCCCUCAGACCACAGACAGCAAGAUCCUGCAAGAGUACAUCACCCAACAGGGUCACAAACUGGAUGUGGGCGCCCCUCGCCCCCCCGCCACCGUCACCAACGCUGUGUCCUGGAGGUCGGAGGGCAUCAAGUACAGGAAGAACGAGGUGUUCAUGGACGUCAUCGAGUCCGUCAACCUACUGGUGAGUGCUACCGGCAGUGUCCUGCGUAGUGAGAUCGUGGGCAGCAUCAAGCUCAAGGUGGUCCUGUCUGGGAUGCCUGAACUCAGACUGGGCCUCAACGACAAAGUGCUCUUUGAAAUCACAGGACGAGAGAAAAGUAAGACGGUAGAGCUGGAGGAUGUCAAGUUCCAUCAAUGUGUCCGUCUGUCCCGUUUCGAGAAUGACCGCACCAUCUCCUUCAUCCCCCCCGACGGAGAGUCCGAACUCAUGUCCUACCGCCUCAACACCACGGUGAAGCCUCUGAUAUGGAUUGAGAGUGUGAUUGAGAAGUUCUCCCACAGCCGAGUGGAGAUCAAGGUGAAGGCCAGGAGUCAGUUUAAGAGUCGCUCCACUGCCAACAAUGUGGCCAUCAUGGUACCUGUGCCCAGCGAUGUCGACUCACCCAAAUUCAAGACGAGCACAGGCAGCUGCAAGUACCUUCCCGAGAAGAGUGCGGUGCAGUGGAACAUCAAGUCCUUCCCUGGGGGGAAAGAGUACAUGAUGAGGGCUCACUUCGGUCUGCCUAGUGUGGAGAGUACUGAGUUGGAGGGGAGAAGGCCCAUCACUGUCAACUUUGAGAUCCCCUAUUUCACUGUAUCUGGUAUCCAGGUACGCUAUCUGAAGAUCAUUGAGAAAAGUGGCUAUGAGGCCUUACCAUGGGUGCGCUAUAUAACACAGAGUGGAGAUUAUCAACUCCGGACAAACUAAGGGCGAGCCUGCUGCUAGACAAAUAGAUCGUCACUCUCUCCCUCUCUCUGGGAGUGAGGGACAACAGAGGACAAGGAAAGGGGAACAACUUUCACCACUGUCAAUUCUCAAAGGACCAUGUAGUCAUCUUGCAGACAUGAGGACCUUCAAGACUCAAUUUCCCUUCAGAACUCGACUGUUGUCACCUUCGACCUUUGCUGUGUUACAUCAUCUGGAGAAACAUGUUUUAUCUUUUUAGAAUAAUGAACCUAGUGGUUUUCUUACUGGUCACAUUGUAAACAUUUGUAUAGUUGUAUUUUCUUCUUAAAGCUGGAAGAAUUCAGGACAUUUAUGAUCUCUGAAGUGUGAACGUUGAAACCUGUGUACAGCAUUGAUAUCUGGUUGGUGUGGAUGCUAGCGGUUGAUGUUAUCUUGGGGCCAGCUGUAAGCAUAUAAUCCCCACUGUGUCCAAUGAGAUGAACACCAAGAUAAUGAAUAGGCCUGCAUAAUAUCAGCAGCUGUGUAUUACCAUAUUGUCGUCACAGUUCCUAGACAUGUGCUUGUACUCAGCUGACGACUACGAGGAAAAGGCUGAAGGAAUUCUCUGUGUGCAAAUUACAAUUAUGUAGUGUUUCUAACAGUCUUGUGAUACAGACACAUUUAACGCCUCGAGGAAAAGCUACGAUCAAAAUAAGUAAUAAUAAUAAUACAGGUGGUCCGAUAUGAAGAGAAUGUUGUUUAGAUAGGAAGCAAAGUGAACAUAUCUAUGUCAAUGUGUCCCCACCAAACAUACACCCAACUUUUCCAAAGCAGCUAUUGGUUGGUAUGGUUACAGUAGUAUGUUGUGCGUGCAAUGCACCACCCCUCAUAUCAGUUCUGGUUCUGUCUGCCAGGGGAAUAGCUCUGGUUUGCUGUGUAUAGGCCUACUGUAUGAAAUCCAGACCUGGUUUCAAAUACAUGUUUAUUUGAGUAUUUGUUAUUUAAAUACUAAUUUUCUGUAUAUUUGAAUAUUUUGAAAUACUUUCCAAGUGUAUUUCCAAAUAUAUUCCAAUAUUCAACUACUUGUUUUUCCAAAUAAAAAAUAAAUACUUACUUCCAAAUGUCUUUGAAAGUAAUUGAAAUAGCCUAAAUAGUAUGUGAACCCAGGUCUGAUAAUCUCAUAUUAAACCAUCCAUAUAAAAUGGCUGAUUAUGAGGAACAGGACAAAUAUGACUACACUCGUCCAGAUAUUCUCUCCAGUGGGGUUUUAAUGAUUGAAAACCACAAUCUAUUAAUAUCUUAUUUAUUAACCUCUAUGUCAAUGGGAGACAAAGGGAUCUAGAAAUACAUAAAUAACUUUGUAUCUUA